This is a messenger RNA of Pleurotus ostreatus (oyster mushroom), 1680 nucleotides long. RefSeq lists its product as uncharacterized. The transcript is spliced from 8 exons. The record is from RefSeq and is a predicted model, not a curated record. Lineage: Eukaryota; Fungi; Basidiomycota; Agaricomycetes; Agaricales; Pleurotaceae. The coding region runs from base 1 to 1680 and encodes 559 amino acids.
AUGCCAGCCACAGGCGCCGACGUCCUCGUGGUCCCUGACGACGUCCACAUCGUCGACGACAACAACAGCGCCAUCAGCAUUUCAAGCCGCGCUCAAUCUCCCGUCAACCUUCCCAUCGUCCUUCCUCCCCCUGAACAACAUCCACCACCCUCAAAACCAUCCUCAUCGUCGUCCAAGGUCGUAUCAGCCAAACCAAAGUCAGUGCGCCACAAACCACGCACACCGUCACCGUCACCGCCGCCCCCGCCGCCGCAACCUCCACGACAGACAAUCCGGCUUGAUAUCAAACUCGGCGGGCCUAGUAACUAUGAAGUGGAUAUCUCGUCCCUGUCAAAAGAGACGGGCCAGCGUCCGCCAACACCGAUACCGGUCAAGCGCGACACCAGCGAGAGCGAGGGUGAUGAUGAUGAGAAAAUCAAAGAUGGCUUGAGACCACCUCGGAAACGCAAGAAAAAGACACUGGCUGCCGAGUACUACGACGUUAACGACCCCUUUAUUGAUGACUCGGAACUCGCCAUCGACGAGCGGACAUAUUUUGCGCAGACCAAGCAGCAGGGGUUCUACGUGUCUUCCGGAGAGGUCGCGUUGCUCAAAGACAAAUCGCCGAAGAAGCAGAAAGCUAAGAAGGGGAAUCAUACGGAUCCUUCCACUUCGACGCAGCAUCGCGCGUUGGCGUCGAUCAAGACCGACGGGACGAAGGAUGCGCCUAUUGCGCUGAUGUCCGAUGCUGAAGACGAGCUUGGGACACCGCGCAACAAACCUGUUCCGUCUAUAGGCUCAGUUGGGUUGCUCGGACACACGCUUGUGAAGGGCAAGCGACAUCUGUCGGUGAUGGAAGGCGGCAAGAAGAAGAAAAUGAUUGAUGUCGAGACAUUUCAUCCCGAUCUCCAGGAGUCGUUCAAGACUCUGAAACAGGCGAUAGCGAACGAGGAUUGGGGGCAGAAGGGAAAGUUUCCGCCGUCUAUCAAGCCCUUGCUCAACUCUAUCGCCGUGCAAGCCAUCCAACUCGACCAGUAUGAUGAUUACUUUUUCGCGCUCAUGCCGGAACUGUUCCCCUAUAACAAGUUCACCAUGACCAAACUCAUCAAACGGACAGUGUUCAUAGAUCACUGCAAACUUCUGACUGAUCGGCAGGACGAAUUGCUGGCAGAACUUGCUGACCUGGCGAAGGCGGGGUUCGCAAAGGCGGAAGAGGAGUACGAACGGACUCUGAGUCAAUGGGCACAGCGGCAGGAGCAGUUGCGCGUGGAGACUGAAUUAGGCCGAGGGUCGUCGGCUGGUGCGGGGAGUGGUGAACAGCCGAGUCGGCCACCAACAGAGGACCCAGAGCCGCCUACGCACGACAUGGAAGUUGACGGUCCUCCGCCGUCACAGGUUGAUACAUCUGGUGCCGGCACCUCGGCGAAAGAGAAUGCGCCGACGAAGCGGUAUAAGCUCUCCGACGCGAUGAAGCUGAUCAUAUGGCAGUUGGUUUCAAUCAGCAACGAACUGUGUCGCUUGGAAAACGAGAAGAAUGCGUUUGAAAAUUCGAUGGCUACUGUCAGUGAACAAGGGCUGAGGAAGUCGGUAUAUCAGAAGGUGGUGGCCGCUUUCCCUCCCGGCUGGAUGACCUCCGGACAGGUCUCUCGCGAAGUGAGCGUGAUGAAGAAGAAGCUGGAGAAGGAGGCUGCUGACGGUUAA